CGCUUCACCGUGUGAAUGUGGGAGAGUGCGUUUGCACUGUAGUAGUCACGAUCAUGUCUAACAGGCUUGCCUAGCAGAGUAAGACAUGGCUGAAAUUAUUGCUGUCAACGCCAGUCUGCCUUCUCCCUCCGCUAUGAACGUCACCUUCCCGCUGCAGGAGGACUACCUGUUUGUGGAGACCAGGCACCCCAGCACUGUCCUGCAGGGCCUGAACAGCCUGCGGCUCAACAACGCUUUCUGUGAUGUGACUCUGUGCUGUGGAGGACAGGAGUUCCCUUGUCAUCGCAUUGUGCUGGCCUCUUUCAGCUCUUACUUCCAGGCAAUGUUUUCCACUGACCUGAUAGAGUCCAAACAGGAGCGGGUUGCCAUCAAUGGAGUUGAACCUCAGAUGAUUGGCAUGCUGGUGAGCUACGCCUACACAUCAGAGGUCUACAUCUCAAAAGCAAAUGUGCAGGCCCUGCUGGCAGCAGCCAACCUGCUGGACGUGAUGGCUGUUAGAGAGGCCUGCUGUCGUUUCAUGGAGCGUCAGAUGGACGAGAUGAACUGUGUGGGGAUUCACUGCUUUGCAGAGGCCCAUUCUUGUAAAGUGCUGGAGAAACGCAGCAUGGACUACAUCCUUGAGCACUUCAACAGUGUUUAUCAGCAGGAGGAGUUCCUGUCUCUGUGUGUGGACAAACUGACAGAAAUCAUUGCCAAUGACCAACUCAAUGUGCCCAAAGAGGAGAUGGUGUUUGAGGCCGCCAUGUCGUGGUUGAAUAAAUGCCCCACUCGCAAACAGAGCUUUGAAAAGGUCCUCGAGCAUAUCCGCCUGCCUCUGAUCAGCCCCUACUACCUCCACGAUGUGAUCGAGUCUCUGGAAGUGGUGAAGGAGAACCAGGGCUGCCAGAGGCUCAUCUCCGAGGCCAAGGACUACCUGCUGCUAAAGGACCGCCGUGGAGAGCUCUACUGCCCCAGAGCGAGGCCUCGCAGGUCCACAGCCAUGGCAACAGGGACAGCUGAAGUAAUAGUGACAGUUGGCGGGGAGGACGACAAAGUGGUGCUGCGCAGCGUCGAGAGCUUCGAUCCUGUGACGAAUCAGUGGAAGAAUCUGGCCUGUCUGCCCUUCGCUGUCAGCAAACACGGGCUGGUCGUGUCAGACUCGACCCUGUAUUUAGCAGGAGGGGAGUUUCCUGACGGCUCAGCCAGCAGGGAGAUGUGGCGCUAUGACCCCUGCUUCGACUCCUGGAUGGAGAUGGCGCCCAUGAAUGUAGCUCGAUCUGAGUUAGGCCUGGUGAUGCUGGACGGGUUCGUGUAUGCAGUGGGAGGGUGGGAGGGAAGGUCUCGUCUGGACUCAGUGGAGUGCUACAACCCCCACACCAACUCCUGGCAGUUCACAGAGUCUGUCAAGAUGGCCGUCACAAGUCCGGCUGUGGUGGCCCUGGACGGACUGCUCUAUGUUACUGGUGGAGCAGUUUUAGAGGAUGGAGACGGCACAGACCUCGCCCAGGUGUACAACCCUAAAACCUCAGUAUGGACAGAGGUCGCCCCGAUGCAGAUCGCGCGCUCUGGUUCGGCAGCCUGUACACUCAAAGGAAAGAUCUAUGUUAUAGGCGGAUGGCAUGCCUCGACAGAGAACACAGAUAAGGUGGAGUGUUACAAUCCCAAGACCAACCAGUGGACCAUGUGCGCCCCCAUGAAAGAACGGCGCUACCGGCCCGGUGCUGCUGUGGUGGAUGGAAAGAUCUACGUCCUGGGAGGAGAAGAAGGCUGGGACAGAUAUCACGACACUAUCGAGAGGUUCUGUGAUGAGACUGACACCUGGGAAAUUGUCGGGGAGAUGCCCACCAGUCGCAGCUGGCUCAGCUGUGUGUCUCUCCAGCUGAGGAAGGAUAUCCACAUGAGCAGCUCUCCUGGGACGCCAAAUGACAACUGAAGCAGGAUAUCGUGGAGGAAUCUUUCCUGUUCUUGUCUGCGCCCUCUUCAGAGCCAGUGCACUACAAAGCUCAGAGCUGUGGAAACCAGCAAGCUGAGAAGUGAUGCCUGGAUUUGCCAUACCACUGUUUGAGCUGUUACUGAUGGCAAAAAGUAGUCAGGGUUUUUAAAAAAAAAAAAAGAAAAAAAAAUCAUUGACGCUUAUGGAAUGAGUCUCACUCACUUGGUGUAGGGAAGAAGGCAAUGUUGAUGUCACAUGACCUCAAUUAACUGUAAUGGACGACUCAGUCAGCAGUCAGAACUUACUUUCUGUAUGAUGUGAACAUGUGUGGGUAUUGUUUUUAUGUCCCAGCACCUCUAAUCUGUGAAGAUUUUCCCAGCCAACAUAGUGUAUUUUUGUAUCAUUAUUAUGUGAUGUAUUUAUUGGGGUGUGACUAGCUGUGAGAAUGACCGUUGAAAAAAAAUAGUUUAACAUUUCGCUCUAUCAAAAGAAUUGAAUCGUGAAUAUUUUCAAAGAUUACCUGUGAAAAAGAUGGCUAUACGUAAGCAGUGUUUUUGUAAUUAAACUUUGUAAGUUUUGAAUGAUUGUCUUUACUACCUGUAACAUGUUCAGUAUAUUUUUGUAUUGUAGUGUGCGUCAUGCAUUUUAGUGAAUUUAAAUGCA
Molecule: messenger RNA, 2575 nt
Organism: Seriola dumerili (greater amberjack)
Lineage: Eukaryota; Metazoa; Chordata; Actinopteri; Carangiformes; Carangidae
Product: kelch-like protein 20
Exons: 12
Coding region: 86-1912 (608 amino acids)
Molecular function (GO): protein binding
Source: RefSeq, a predicted model, not a curated record